AUCAGGUGAAAAAAUCCAAGAACACCUAGAAAAGUUUCCAAGUGAAUGUGCGUUUGAGAAGACCUCACCAACAUAAAGUGUGUCCGCAGUGUAGUCUCUGGGUGUGUUGACAAUGUAAAGGCUCACCAAUGCCAUCCCCGAACAACGGUCACUAUGAGCAACCAUCGUACGCCGGUGCCAAGUUGCGCACCAGGAUGGCACUAGGAUACGUGAAUGCACUGCCCCCGUUGGUACCAGUACCGGCACCGGCACCGGCUCCUUCCACCACCGUCGGUACCGUGCCCCGUAAAAGGCGUCCCCGUGCCGUGGGUGAAGUGUUUGUGUCUUCCACCUCCUCGGUGUAUCUGUUCGAUCGUAGUGACCCUGCGCCAGCACCCUCGGAGGAGGAGGAGCAACGUAGUGAUGAUCCGGGAACCGGUAUCAACUCCAAGAAAAAUCCCCUGGAUCCAGUGUAUGAGAACUUUGUGUCACCGGACAGCUGCACCGCACUGUCCAAGUCUCCGGCGCACCUGGGCUCGCUGUGUGUGGUCCGUGUCCGACAACCGGAUCCGGAUCGGCCGGUUCGAGAUUCGCUCACCAAAGAGGGGCCACCCGCCAGUGAGCCAAGGCCACCGGUGGUACCACCGAGAAGAAAACACACGGCAAAGUCAGCUGGUGUGCAGCAACAACAACCUGUGAUAGCGAUCGAGCGCGAUAGUGGCCAGGCACCGAUGAAGGAAGAAGAAGCGGUCGAAGGUGAUCAGUUCGAGCAGCAGUCGAUUUCCGCUUUUCUUGUUGCCCUUGGAACAAUGUUCAACAGCUGAUAACCGCAGUAGUAGCAGCCUCCCGUUGUCGGUAUCAGUCGCUGAUCGGAUGCGGUUGUGGUAGUAGU
Molecule: messenger RNA, 871 nt
Organism: Anopheles darlingi
Lineage: Eukaryota; Metazoa; Arthropoda; Insecta; Diptera; Culicidae
Exons: 2
Coding region: 129-803 (224 amino acids)
Source: RefSeq, a predicted model, not a curated record